Molecule: messenger RNA, 1566 nt
Organism: Durio zibethinus
Lineage: Eukaryota; Viridiplantae; Streptophyta; Magnoliopsida; Malvales; Malvaceae
Product: UPF0481 protein At3g47200-like
Source: RefSeq, a predicted model, not a curated record
AUGCCAUCGGCGUGGGACCCAUUAGACGUUCUAGGCGCCCCUAAAUGUUGUAACGAGAAUGAAUCGGCAGACUUGGGAGAUGGUGAUUUGGAGCAUGGGUUCGAGAAAGGGUAUAUUUACGAGGUCCCCAAGAACAUUCGUCAAGGAAACGAAAAAGCCUACACUCCUCAAUUAAUUUCAAUAGGUCCUCUUCAUUACAGGAAAAAAAAUUUGGUUAAAAUGGCCCAGUAUAAGUUGGUUUAUCGAAGGAAAUUUCGUGAAAGGACUUCCACAAAGACUUUGGAGGAAUUUUGGAACUACAUUGAAGGCAAUGAAAAAAAUAUUCGCGACUGUUAUCAAGCAUCAUCCAUCAUUGACGAAUUUUGGAGCGUCACUGAACACAAUAACAAAACAAAAACAAAAAAAGAACAAAAGUUUGUACGGAUGAUAUUUUAUGAUGCGCUCUUUAUCGUGGAGCUCUUCUUGAGGAACUAUGAAAAGGAUAAGGAAAACAACUCGGGAAUUAAAGACUUCUUCUUAGAUGGAACGUGGCCAGCUGGUCUUCGGAGGGACUUGAUGUUACUUGAAAAUCAGAUCCCUUUGUUUAUCCUACAAGAACUGUACAGGUCAUAUCGUACUCGUGAACACAAAUUAGAUUCAGCCUGCGCUUCCCAUGCCUCUGCUCUUCCCUUUCUUCGACAUGCUUGCCACUACUUUGAUAUUGCAUGGGAUGAACAGUUCCAGGAUAUGAAUAUCCAACACUUCACCGCUUUGCAAAGAUCCCAUUGGGUCAAAAACUUCCGCCCAAACCCAGAUCCAUCGAUGCCCCAAGAAGGAAAAACUCAGACCUCUCCGUUUGAAGUAGUGCAUAGUCCGACAAAAUCAACUCCAUCCAUGGCCCAAGAAGGAAAAAGUUGGACCUCUGCGUCGGAAGGAGUUCAUAGUGCGACAAAAUCAGAUCCAUCCAUGGUCCAAGAAGGAAAAACUCAGACCCUUUCGUUGGAAAAGGUGCAUAGUGCGACAAAGUUGAGUGAAGUUGGUGUUAAGUUUACUCUACAUAAGCAAAGUGCAUGCUUGCUUGAUAUAAAAUUUGAAGGGAAAGAGCUUAAAAUCCCCGAAUUCACUGUGCACUCCAACACUGAAGCUUAUAUUCGCAAUGUCAUGGCCUUCGAGAUGUGCCACUGUCCAGGUGAAGCCUACGUUUGUGCUUACAUAGAACUAAUGAAUUAUCUCAUUAAAACUGACAAAGAUGUAGAUUUGUUAAUGGACAAUAAGAUUUUAAGCAAUGAAGGCAGAAACGAGGGAAUUCUCGUCAGCAGAAUAAAUCCCAGUAAAGCGCUAGCAGGUAUGAUUAAGAAACUUAUGCAAGGAGUUGGCGAGGCUCCUCUUUCGUAUCAGGAAACAGCGAUUAAACUAAACGAGUACGAAAAUGAUCUGAAGCACCGAAUAAUAAGAUUCUGUACGAAUAAUCUAGGAACUCUAAAGCGUGUGUAUUUCACCAAUCUUUGGAGAGGAACUGGAACCGUCGCUGCUUUUAUGGUGGUUGUGCUCACUUUGAUCCAAACCGUGUUGGCAUUUCGGAAAUAA